Molecule: messenger RNA, 1683 nt
Organism: Carica papaya (papaya)
Lineage: Eukaryota; Viridiplantae; Streptophyta; Magnoliopsida; Brassicales; Caricaceae
Product: non-specific phospholipase C3-like
Biological process (GO): phospholipid catabolic process
Molecular function (GO): hydrolase activity, acting on ester bonds
Source: RefSeq, a predicted model, not a curated record
CAUUUACAACAAACAGAUCGUCAAAACUCACGGCAGCCACAAUGGAAGCCGACGCCGGUAACUCUUCCUCUUCCUUUCCCAUCAAAACCGUCGUCGUUUUGAUCCAAGAAAACCGAUCCUUCGACCACAUACUCGGCUGGUUCAAAUCCCUCAACCCAGAAAUCGACGGCGUCGACGGAUCUGAAUCCAAUCCUUUAUCCACAUCCGACCCGGACUCCGCCCGAAUUCCCUUCCGCGACAACUCCGAGUACCUCGACCCGGACCCGGGCCAUUCAUUCCAGGCCAUCUACGAACAGGUCUUCGGAAAACCAUUUAGCCCCGACCCGUACCCGGAAGUAACCAUGAACGGGUUCGUCCAGAACGCAGAGAGCAUUCAGCAAGGCAUGGCGGAGAAGGUGGUGAUGAACGGGUUUAAACCGGAGGCGUUGCCGGUGUUCAAGGAUUUGGUGAAGGAGUUUGGUGUUUGCGACCGGUGGUUCUCGUCGUUACCGUCGUCGACGCAGCCGAACAGGCUGUAUGUUCACUCUGCGACGUCACACGGAGCGAUGAGCAACGAUACGAAGAAGUUGGUUGAAGGGUUUCCGCAGAAGACAGUGUUUGAAUCCAUGGAAGAAAGUGGGUUUUCCUUUGGGAUUUACUAUCAGUCUUUCCCUAACGUGCUUUUCUACAGAAACAUGAGAAAGCUUAAACACAUAGACAAUUUCCAUCCGUACGAUCUAAGCUUUAAGAGGCACUGUCGGGAAGGAAAACUUCCCAAUUACACGGUAAUCGAACCUAGAUAUUUCAACGUAUUAUCGGCCAAGGCCAAUGAUGAUCAUCCUAAGAACAAUGUGUUGGAGGGCCAAAAACUGGUGAAGGAAAUCUAUGAGGCUCUAAGAGCAAGUCCCCAAUGGAAUGAAAUCUUGUUCCUCAUCGUCUAUGAUGAGCAUGGUGGCUAUUAUGAUCAUGUUUCAACUCCCAUUGACGGAGUGCCUAAUCCCGAUGGUUUAAUUGGUCCCGAACCUUAUCACUUUAAGUUUGAUCGUCUUGGUAUUAGGGUUCCUGUCUUUUUGAUUUCUCCUUGGAUUGAACCUGGAACAGUGUUACAUGGCCCAUCGGGUCCAGAACCAACGUCCCAGUUCGAGCACUCAUCUAUUCCUGCAACCUUGAAAAAGAUUUUCAAUCUAAAAGAGUUCUUGACAAAGCGUGAUGCAUGGGCAGGGACUUUUGAUACUAUUAUCAAUAGAACUACCCCUAGAGAAGAUUGUCCAGAGACAUUGUUAGAACCUAUAUUAACAAGGGAUUUUGAGGUAGAAGAAGAUGAAACACUAACUGAAUUUCAAGAAGAGUUGGUUCAAGCAGCAGCAGUACUGACCGGAGAACACAUUAAAGACAUUUAUCCAUUUAAGCUAGUGGAAAACAUGAAAGCUUCACAUGGUGCAAAGUAUGUUCAAGAUGCUUUCAACAAAUUCCUUAGCGAAAGUAAAAAGGCUAAGGAUGAUGGAGCUGAUGGGCAUGAGAUUGUUUCAUUAUUUAACCCAACUACAAAAACAAUUUUUUCCGAAACUUUUCUCCAGAAAGUGUUUUCUUGUUUGGUGUGUGAUAAUUAAUUAAAAAACUAAUACUUAAUUUAUAUGAUUUGUUUUAGUUAUAAUUAACUUUUAUAUUGAAUUUGUAACAGUAAUUAUAAGUUUGAUUUUCACA